CAAACAGUUGGCGGGGCACGAAAUUUGCAGAAUAAACAUCAGUUUUGUACCAAUUUUUUUUUUUAACACACACGCACACUGUCAACGCUGGGAAGAUUUCUUGGAGAGGCUACAUCCCAAUGGCUCCUCACAAAUAUGUUAUAAAGUGUGGGAACUUCGCCGUGCUGGUGGAUCUCCACGUACUGGCCCGAGGCGACCGGCCGGCGGACCCCAGCUGGUUUACGGCGGGCCAGGUUGAGGAAGUUACAAUGUUGGUCCGUGAUGCUGUGGACCAAAGAGUGAAGCAGUACACCGAGGCCCUCCACAACAGAAGAGUUCCCAAGCACAAGAAAGAGCUGAUGCCAGCAUCUGCCUUUUAUGUAAAAGGAGAUGGGUUCAACUUGGCUGCCAACUUCCUGAAGCGCCACUCCAACCUCAGAUGCAUCGCUAAGCAGCUUUAUGGAGAUCUGCGUGUGUUUCCGGAGCGGUUUGUUGUGUGUGUGAGAUGUCCGGAGGAUGCCUCGGCGCUCUGGGGAAACCUGAGCCGAUCCGCGAAAGAGCUGAGUGAACAAAGUCGAUCUGAAUAUUUUUCCAAAGCGGCCGAAACCCAAGAGCCUCUUCACAUCCCCACAAAAACAAAGAAAAGUGGGCUUCAAAAGAUAGCCAAGCAGGCCAGUGUCCAGAACAAGGAACAGAAAGACCCUCAGAACAUUGGAGACCACACUGGACUAGAGGGUGCGCACUCAAAGCCAUCUUCUGAUCCAGUGGUUCAAAUUGGGAAUAAUCUGGACCCAAGCCCAACUCGUGAGCAGAAUAAUAGGAAUUCUGACAAACUGACUCCGCACUGCCAACACAAAACUGGUCCAAAAACUAGCAAGCCCACAAGGGACGAGGGGGAAGACCCUGUCCCGCAACGGGCCAAGAGGGCGUGUCUUGAAAGCUCCACUCAAACUUCCAGGCAAGACCCCGAAUCCAAGACGGAAUCCAAGGCUUUCCCGGUGUCUGAACGCGUCGAAACCGCAGUGGAAGUAGAGCUGCUUACUCCAGGGAAACGGGCCCCACGGCAGCCCCUCACAAGCAGCAAUAACACGGCACAGACAAACCAAAACAGGCCGGCCGCAAGUCUGAGGGGCCUAUCUGACAAGCAUGCAUCCUCCAACUCUUCUAUUACUUCCAGAUCCACGCAGAAACGGGAAGAAGAGGAGGGGAGCGGGAAUGUGCCCCGAGCAUCGCGAUUACGGAGGAUGAAGAGGUCUUGAGCAAGAGAGGAGAGAGGCUACAGAGAUGAGAGGAGGGUUCAUAUUGUCAAUUUAGGGUUAUUGCAAUGUUGGUAAAUGCAAUCUCCAUAUCACAACAGUCUUCUAGGAAUUUGUUUAACUGACUUAAAGUUCCUUUUAAAACCUUACAAAAUUUGAUAUAUGCUACUUAGAGUAAU
Periophthalmus magnuspinnatus is the source of this 1414-nucleotide messenger RNA. It is a transcript of the gene slx4ip, whose product is annotated as SLX4 interacting protein. Lineage: Eukaryota; Metazoa; Chordata; Actinopteri; Gobiiformes; Gobiidae. The coding region runs from base 120 to 1238 and encodes 372 amino acids. The transcript has 8 exons. The record is from RefSeq and is a predicted model, not a curated record.